GGACCUCGUAACUUGUCGGCCAUUUUGCGUCGGGGCCAAUGAAGUGCAAUGAAGUGCGCACAUUGAAAUCGCUGUAAAUUGCGUUAUAUUCAACCUAUGAUUCAACAUUAUUAGUUUAUCGUGAAUACAGUCCUUCUUUUUCUGCCCGGCAAUGGCGUUUUUAGUGAUAGAAUACCACUCGCCAUAGAAGUACGCCGCCUUUAGACAUCUAGCCUUAAACGGGAUAUCUCCAGUUUGGGUGACUUUGGAAGGGAAGAAGAAGGCUCAUGGACAGAAGCGAAUAAACGCGAUUUUAAAUACAGUUCUACAUUGAUUCAAUCGACACAUUGAACGUGUUGAUUAGGAGUACGUACUCGUAGCUCAAGUUAUGUCGAGGCUGUUCCCCUUCGUUCAAUACGUCUACAAGAGCCUAGCGAGUAGUGAGUCAACCUUCCUCGCCAAGACACCUCGUGGGGUCGGACUGGCCGGAAAGAAGGACUUGGUGGUCCUGGAGGAAGAGCAGCUGGAGGAGCAGUUCGUAAGAGGCUCUGGACCAGGCGGACAGGCAACCAACAAGACCAGCAACUGCGUGGUGCUCAAGCAUGUCCCCACUGGCAUUGUAGUCAAGUGCCAUCAAACCCGAUCGGUGGACAUCAAUCGGAAACGCGCGAGAGAGAUAAUGCGGCAAAAAUUGGACGUGUUCUACAAGGGGGAAGACAGCGAGGUACUGCUGGAGAAGAAAGAGGCCCAGGCUAAGAAAGAAGAGAAACGCAGGAGAGCCAAGCACAACCUGGAAAGGAAGAGACUCUUCAAAGAAGAGCUCCUCGCCCAGGACGACUGAGAAUCACCUCAUUUUUUCCCACUUUCGUACCGAAGGAACUUGCGAGGACAGCUCAUUUGUUUCAACGUUGUGCUCGGCAUCGAGCCAGAUGGACCUGACACAACUCGAUUUGGAAUGUUUUUAUUAUAAGUAAAAAUAACUGACACUGAGUGGAGAUUAUUACUCUUCUGGUCAGUAAACAUCUGUAGGUCACUUCAUGUUGAUUUGGGGUCACUUUCUGUCGAUUUCUAGGUCACUUAUGGAUUUUGGGUCACUUCUUAUUGAUUUUUGGGCAUUCGCGAGUCACUCUGUUGAAUUUGGGUCACUUCCUGCUAAUAUGGGGUUAUUUACAGGUCACUUCCUGUUAAAUUUGGGUCAUUUAAUGAUCACUUUCUGUUGACUUUGGGUUAGUUUUAGUUGACAUUUUAGGUCACUUCCUGUUUCUUUGAGGGUAUUUAAGGGUCUUGUUCUAUUGAUUUCCGGUCACUUCCAAUCGAUCUUGGGUCAGGUUCUGUUGAUGUUGGGGCAUUGCUCGGACAUUCAACGGGUCGCGUCUUAGUAUUAUGUCCUGGUCUUUCCCAGGAUGAGGUUUGUUUGAAAGCACACGUUUGAUUCCCGGGUCACAGGACGAAGGCUGGUGACGGAAGUAGUAUGGCGGGCCGAUCAUCAUUUGUUCUUUCUUUGCAGUAAGACGAAAAGCGGUAAACAAACGUCACAAUUAUCAACAUGGCAAACUGGAAAUGGCAAAAUUGAAAACAAAACAAAAUUAAAUUGCUACUGGAUCGUAAAGCCAAGGAAGUG
Molecule: messenger RNA, 1600 nt
Organism: Corythoichthys intestinalis (scribbled pipefish)
Lineage: Eukaryota; Metazoa; Chordata; Actinopteri; Syngnathiformes; Syngnathidae
Gene: mtrfr
Product: mitochondrial translation release factor in rescue
Exons: 2
Coding region: 368-820 (150 amino acids)
Biological process (GO): translational termination
Cellular component (GO): mitochondrion
Molecular function (GO): translation release factor activity
Source: RefSeq, a predicted model, not a curated record